Molecule: messenger RNA, 1576 nt
Organism: Hermetia illucens (black soldier fly)
Lineage: Eukaryota; Metazoa; Arthropoda; Insecta; Diptera; Stratiomyidae
Exons: 5
Coding region: 327-815 (162 amino acids)
Cellular component (GO): endoplasmic reticulum; membrane
Molecular function (GO): protein-macromolecule adaptor activity
Source: RefSeq, a predicted model, not a curated record
AGCCUCUCACUGACACUUUGCGGAGGCUAUCAUUCAGUAUUCAGUCACAGAAUGUAUAACGUUAUGAAACCCCGCUCCUGCUCGCUAUUUUCCGCGAAUUUUCCUUCUCUCUUAUCUUUUUCUGUCAUUCUAAAUUGAACGUGAAAUUUUUUUGAUUUCUAUUCUGUGGACAAUUUAUUCGGUGAAAGGUAUCAGUGGUCCAGAGUGAAAUUGAUCUUGUUAAUUAGGAGAGAGUCAGGUUUGAUAGAGGUGUUGGAUCGAGUGAAACUUGGCAGAAUCAACCAAUCUGCAAUGUAAGGGCGUCAAUAAAAAAGAAGCAAACUAAAAUGGAGCGGAAAUUAUUGUAUGCCUUCCGAGGCUGGAUUGCAUUUGUGGCGUUCAUGGAUCUCGGCACGGCAUUUCGGUGCUACAUCGAGAAGAGGAGCUUCCUGGGGGACCAUUCAGAUACACAAUUUAUUGAGGGAGAUUACACGGUUUCUAGGAUAAUCGGGAUGUAUUGUUUACUGAAAGCAAUUGCCUUAGUUCACUGCACCUUAUACAUACAUUAUAAGCCAGUUGUUAGUAUGGGAGGAUGUGCCCUGGCGCUAACCAUGAUACUCUACUCUUCAGAGGCCUUGUACUUUCGUUCGAGUACGUUAAAUUUUUAUGUGAUUUUUCCAUGCGUGCUAAAUACAAUCACUCUUCUCGGCCUUUUAUACAUCCCGAAAAGAUUACGUCUAUGGGAUCCACAAACAGAUAUCGAUGAUGAAAACUCACAACUGGUGAGACAAAUGACUGGUUUCAAAAAACGACGGGCACCCAAAAAAUUGCCAUAAUGAAGCUUUUUACUUUCAAAUGAUAUUCUCAAUUUCUAGUUAAAAUUAUGUAAGUUGCCUGAAGAUACCAUGUUUAAGGUAAAAUUACUCAAAACCUUGAAAAACAAAAAGAAUGAAAAGCUUUAAAUAGAUUUUAUCAUAGCGAGUAGAUGAUUUAUAAAAAAAAGUAUUAUUAAGAUUUGAGCAUCGCGCUUUGAAUUUUCGGGCAAUAUCUUAAAGAAAAAUACUUAAAACUUAUUGUUUCUUCGUGUUAACAUUGUCAUGGGGCAAAAAUUGUUUAAAGUUACUCAUUUUAUCGAUUACAUCCUACACAAGUUUUUUAUAUAUGAAACAAUAUUAAUAGAAGUGCAUUAGUCAAGUCUUAAGUAAUUUUUAUCAUUAAACGACAUAUCUAGGAAAAUAUUUAAACUGAAUUUCGAUACUUGGAUAAUAGAAGAAGUUGUAAAGGUUCGAAAUAGGAAGCAAUAGUGCUUUAUACGGAAGCAAGGCCUAAAAUUCUGUUUGGUGAUUCGAUUUUAUAGAAUUGUUCAUGGAUUAAUAAGCAAAACGUAUGACUAGAGUAGUUGCCACAUUUAAUUAAUCGACUCGUACACGAUGUUAUGAAAUUGUAUACCCUAAGGAAGCUAGAAUACUUUUGUGUGGACUCAUUUUUUUAAAGUAGACGAGCUUAUCGGCUAAAAUUUUAUAUCAAUGAAACAUUUGGCAGCUUUGAAAUUAGCAAAAUCAAAAUAGUCUCAUCUACCAGGUGUACUCCUAAUUAA